Molecule: messenger RNA, 1450 nt
Organism: Suillus subalutaceus
Lineage: Eukaryota; Fungi; Basidiomycota; Agaricomycetes; Boletales; Suillaceae
Exons: 2
Coding region: 255-1406 (383 amino acids)
Source: RefSeq, a predicted model, not a curated record
AGGUGACAAAUCCUCGUCUUCCCGCGAAACAUGAUUUUCACUUGCACUCAUUAUAUAUUCACAGGAAUCCAUGGACUAGUACUAAUGGGCGAAGGUCACUCUUGAGUAAGAUGGAGCACUCGCACCCAUGAGAGAGUACCAGUAUCAAAAACAUACGGUCUUGUAUUGGCUCACAUCUUCAGUUCUUCCUCAUCUCUCGUCAACACCAACUCAUCCUCCUGGCUAGUACACGAUAAAAGUUUGAUCGAUUAGCUAUGGUCUCAAGUUGUCGCGCUCUCUACAUUUCUGAGAUUCUUUCAGAAAUCUCAUACCAGCUAGAGGAUGAUAGGAAGUCUCUUUCACGUCUUGCACGUUGUUGCAAGGCAUUCUCAGACCCAGCUUUAGAUGUUCUGUGGAGGCGGAUGAGCCUUUUCUCUCCCUUCACCCCCCUUUUGCCCCCAAAGGUGUUGACACUUUGGGUGGAAUACCAAUUCAGCGCAGAGAGUAUCGCGGGCUUUCAAUGUCCCCCUAUGCAUGAGUGGAAAGCUUUUGACGCCUAUGCUAGGCGAGUGCGGAUUCUGCACAGCGGCGCCUCGCACUUCCUCGCAGGUGUGGCCACCAUCCGAGCAGACCUCAACGUCUUCCCCUUCCUUCGAUCCAUGUCGAUGCAGCUUCAGGAACCUAUACAGCCUGGGAUCCGGUUGUUUCCCGAAACACUGCAAUCACUGGAAAUUUCGGGCCCCGCUUACAUCAACUGUAAGGAUUCCUGUAUCCAGACUGCUCUUGCACACGCGGCGCGCCAUGCACCCUCCCUGAAACAUCUGCAUGUCGAGGACUACAGCUACAACAGUGACCGCUUGGACACUCCACCCCUACAUUUCAAACACUUGCGCAGCGUCGAGAUAUCCGCAUUCAUCAGCUCUAACCUCCUUAAAUCAUUAUGCUGUGUGCUUGCGCAAUCACCCGUGAUCGAGCUCAAGAUAGAGCUUCCUCCUACUAGCUGUAUAUGGGACACCCCACAAUCUCUCUUCCCAUAUCUGGAGAGGGUAGAUAUACACGGCACCCCCGCGCUCGCGGAGGCCUUCAUUACGAAUAUUUCCAGUCCGUGUAUUCGUUCGCUGACUGUCAGGCACAGUCGUGGGCCCGCACGACUGGAAGACUGCAGCCGGUUAUUCUCCACCAUCGUGAACAAGUGCGGCUCAUCACUGCAGUCGUUAUCUCUCACAAUUAGCCGCUCGCCAGUUCUCCAUAACCACGAUGGCGUGGCGCAUGAUAUAAUGGAUGCGCUGUUCCCUUUGAUGCCGAAUUUUGAGCACUUGGAGGAACUUCAUUUAUCGUUGCCUAGUGCAACUCAAGUUGACGACUAUCCUGCUGUUGAAGCGUCUGGUUGGCCAGCUCUGAGACGGGUAGAGUUUAUGGCCACAUGAUGAUUCACGGGAUGAUCACGGGAGGUUUGGAAGCUGGUUCUCUG